Messenger RNA from Macrosteles quadrilineatus (aster leafhopper), 1638 nucleotides. Its product is annotated as sodium channel protein Nach-like. Gene Ontology annotation, cellular component: membrane. Gene Ontology annotation, molecular function: ligand-gated sodium channel activity. Lineage: Eukaryota; Metazoa; Arthropoda; Insecta; Hemiptera; Cicadellidae. Bases 1 to 1638 code for a protein of 545 amino acids. The record is from RefSeq and is a predicted model, not a curated record. Gene Ontology annotation, biological process: sodium ion transmembrane transport. The transcript is spliced from 10 exons.
AUGAGUGUGAGUGAACAAUCAAAGAGCAGAGUGUCCAUUGCUUUGUCGAGAGUUACUAGGGAGUUUUGUAACAAAACAUCAAUACACGGUCUAAAGUACAUCACUGAGCCAAACCGCACCUUUGGUGAAAGGACCUACUGGAUAGUAGCGACCAUGCUGGUGCUUGUGUUUGCCUUACUCUUGAUGAUCAGUUUCUUUGGUGACAUCAUCAACACUCCCACCAGGGAGAGCAUUCUACCUCACCAGUACCCAACGUGGCUUCUGCCAUUCCCUGCGAUAACAUUCUGCAACUCCAACCUCAUCUUCCUUUCCAAAGCCAUGGACUUCAUAAAAUCCAUGCUGGGUGGAGUGCCUGAAGAUGUAAACUUUGAUGACUUAGUACAAGACACCAAGAUGUUUCUCUAUGUGAUGGGCUACAACAAGGAUUCUCCCAUGAAUAUCUCAACUCAGAGACUUUUCCGUCUACAACAUCUUCUAGACAUCCACAACAAGUCUUUUGAGGAAGCUAUGUAUCAGUUGAGUCAGCCUUGCUCUGAAAUGCUGGUUUCUUGCACGAUCAGAGGCCAGUUUGCAGAUUGCCUGCAGAUCUUUGAAACAUCAAAGAGUCAUUUUGGCUUCUGUUGUUCCUUUAAUUAUCAGAUGUCGUCACAGGACAACUCCCCUUUCAUACAUGUGCGAGCCAGUCGCGCUCGCCGAAACGCUUUUAAUCAGCUGGAUGCGUUCUCAGCUGGUCCAGAGAGAGGAGUUAGUGUUACAAUGCAACCAGCUGUUAAUGACUACUUUGCAUCCACAGACCACAGCGCAGGGAUCAAGGUCUUGGUUCACAACUACAUAGACUACCCCAGUGGACUGGAGGUUCGUAGUACGCUGGACGUUGGUCGAGAGACUUUUGUCAGUAUCACACCAAAAUCUCGAUUCGGCUUUGAGGAAUUACGAGAGCUGUCGCCUACAUUACGCAAAUGCUUCUUCCACGACGAGAUCAAACUCAAGUACUUUGCCUACUACAGCUUCAAGAACUGUCUGAUAGAAGCUCGCAUGGACUCCGUUAUUGAGACUUGCAACUGUUUGCCUUUCAACUAUCCAAAACUGAAUAAUGUAAAAACGUGUUCACUUGGAGACCACAUCUGCUUGAAGAAAUUCACGAAUGACUGGGACAAUAAGUCGGAUAGUACCAUAACAGUGAUGAUACAAGGCUCUCACAUAGACUGCCUGGAGGAAUGUACCUACUUCAGUUACGAUAUCUCAUCAACAACGGGAGAUCUAGAGGCACCUCAGUUCAACGGAAUCACCAGUGGCACAAGAAAUGCCUCAAAGAAUGAAGUGGUUGUCCAUCUUUUCUACGACGACCACAUCACAUCGCGACAUCAACGGCAAACAUCUUACGCUCAACAGCACCAGUUGGCAAUGGUAGGAGGAAUAUUCGGACUGGUGUUAGGUUGCAGCGUCAUCAGUAUUAUUGAGAUGAUAUAUUUCUACACCAUCAGGUUCCUACAAUAUCUACGCUCUAGCACUCUACCGCAUCCUGCCCUAGAGGAAACUGUGAGUCCGCAGAAAAUAGUGAAACCUCCUACAUUAGUCAGACCAUACAGACCCACAACAGGAAACAAUGUACCUGCUACAACGGACUUCAUCUUGUAG